Molecule: messenger RNA, 1011 nt
Organism: Anopheles marshallii
Lineage: Eukaryota; Metazoa; Arthropoda; Insecta; Diptera; Culicidae
Product: vesicular integral-membrane protein VIP36
Exons: 3
Coding region: 1-1011 (336 amino acids)
Biological process (GO): endoplasmic reticulum to Golgi vesicle-mediated transport; Golgi organization; endoplasmic reticulum organization
Cellular component (GO): COPII-coated ER to Golgi transport vesicle; endoplasmic reticulum membrane; Golgi membrane
Molecular function (GO): D-mannose binding
Source: RefSeq, a predicted model, not a curated record
AUGGAAGGAAAUAUAAGCACCAACAGUAGAAAAGUCACUUUCUUUUCGGCAUGCAUUGCUCGUGGCUUCCUACUGCUGCUUCUAGUUCGACACAGCACGCAACAGGGCGAUUUCAAUGAUUACAUGAAACGAGAGCAUUCGCUUUUUAAACCGUAUCAAGGAUCGGGCAUGACAAUACCGUACUGGGAUUUCAUAGGCACAACAUUUGUGACGAACUCCUAUGUCCGGCUGACACCAGAUCUGCAAUCAAAAAAUGGAGCUAUUUGGAAUCAUGUGCCUUGCACAUCGAUUAAUUGGGAACUGCAGAUCAACUUCAAGGUGCACGGUAAAGGUAAAGAUCUUUACGGUGACGGAUUUGCGCUUUGGUACGCCCGCGAUCGACUGCAAACGGGCGCAGUAUUCGGCAGCAAGGACAACUUUAUGGGUUUGGCCAUCAUUCUGGAUACGUACAGCAAUCACAAUGGUCCCCAUAAUCAUCAACAUCCGUACAUUAGCGUCAUGGUGAACAAUGGUAGUUUGUCGUACGAUCACGAUCGUGAUGGUACGCACACACAGGUAGCAGGCUGCGAAGCAAAGUUCCGAAACGUGGAAUUCGACACGCAGAUUAGCAUACGGUAUGAAAACGAUGUGUUGACCGUAUUUACCGAUCUGGAGAACAAAGCGACAUGGAAGGAAUGUUUCCGGGUGGAAGGUAUCAAACUGCCCACCGGAUACUUUUUCGGUGCAUCAGCCACGACCGGUGAUCUGUCUGAUAAUCACGAUAUUAUAUCGAUCAAAUUUUACGAACUAGAAGCACCGUCGCUGCUUGCAGAAGAUCGUCGUCAGAUCGUUCCGUCGGCGGCGAGUUUUGAAGCACCGCGCGAACAUAAAGGCGAUCCGAAACCGGGCAUGUCGAAUGUAAAAAUAUUCUUCCUGAUUCUUCUAUCGAUGCUGAUUGUCGUGGUACUAGUAGUGAUCGGAAUUAUGUUUUACCAGAAACAUCAAGAGAACGCUCGCAAGCGAUUCUACUAG